Molecule: messenger RNA, 2437 nt
Organism: Jaculus jaculus (lesser Egyptian jerboa)
Lineage: Eukaryota; Metazoa; Chordata; Mammalia; Rodentia; Dipodidae
Product: zinc finger protein 383-like
Exons: 9
Coding region: 98-2314 (738 amino acids)
Biological process (GO): regulation of DNA-templated transcription
Source: RefSeq, a predicted model, not a curated record
CGGCUGCAUUUUGGAGCUCACCCCGUUGGUUCCGGGCGCCUCUCUUGUUGUAGCCUGUGCAGAUGGGUUUGUGGGUUUUGUGCUGGGGGAGCGGGCCAUGGGGGAAGCGGAGCAGAUUCACUACGUCUGCAGCUGUGACCUGGACGUCAACGUGCAGCUGAAGAUAGGAAGUUUGAAAGGGAAGAGAGAACAGAAGAGCUACAAAGCUGUCAUAGAAGACCCAGUGCUGAAGUUUUCAGGGUUGGUCCAAGAGACAUGCUCCGACCUCUAUGUUACAUGUCAGGUUUUUGCAGAAGGGAACCCUCUGGCGUUGCCAGUGAGAACAUCCUACAAGGCCUUUAGUACCAGGUGGAACUGGAAUGAAUGGCUGGAACUACCUGUGAAAUACCCUGAUCUGCCCAGGAAUGCCCAAGUGGCCCUGACUAUAUGGCGUGUAUGUGGACCAGAAAGAUCAGUGCCGGUGGGAGGGACAACUGUCUCCCUGUUUGGAAGAUACGGAGUGUUUCGCCAAGGAAUGCAUGACUUGACAGUCUGGCCGAACGUGGAGGCAGAUGGGGCUGAGCCCACGAGAACUCCUGGCCGGACAAGCAGUACUCUCUCGGAAGACCAGAUGAGCCGCCUUCCCGAGCUCACCAAGACUCCUUGGCAAGGAUAUAUGGUGCAAGUAGACUGGCUAGAUAAGCUGACAUUUCAAGAGAGAGAAAUGAUCAGUGAGAGCGGAAAACGAAGUUCUAAUUGCAUGUACUUGACGAUUGAGUUUCGCUGUAUCAAGUGUGAUGACAAAGAAUACAGUAUUGUUUACUAUGGAAAGGAGCCAUUGUCAUUCAGAGAUGUGGCCGUAUACUUCUCCCAGGAGGAGUGGGAAUGCCUGGACCCUGCUCAGAGGGCCUUGUACUGGGACGUGAUGUUGGAGAACUACAGCAGCCUGGUUUCUGUGGGUAUGAUUGUGGGUAAACCAGACCUGGUCACCUGUCUAGAGUAUAAUAAAGAUCUGGGGAAUGUGGAGAGAGAAGAGACAGAAGCCAAACAGCCAGAUACUUGUAUUGGAAAAGAAACAUAUCUAGACCAUAAGUUUCUGAAUGAGAUACAUUAUGGAUCAAAACCUAUUAAUCAUCUGCAAAUUAAUUUUACAGAGAAAAGUUCUUGUGCAAAAGACUUGGGUCACUGUUCAGAGCUUACUGUCCAAGAGCAUAUCAAUAUUCAAGAGAAACCUUAUGAAGAUAAAGAUUGUGAGAAAUCUUUAAAUGUACAUUUCAGCUUGAAUCAAAACCACAGACCUUUCACAGGGAAGAAACAACUCAGAGGUAAAGACUGUAAUGAAUAUUUUGCUUACUCUCCAAAUAUCCUUUUGCACCAAACAAUCACCAGGGAUGAGAAGCCAAAAAAAAGCAAGAAGUGCAGAACCUAUUUAAAUACUUGCUCAGAUUUCACUGGACAAUUGAGAACCCAGAAUGAAGAAAAACUCUACAAAUGCACAAAAUGUGGUAGGUCCUUUAAGACGUCUUCAUGCCUUAAUAACCAUUACAGAAUCCAUGCUGGAGAGAAACCUUUCAAAUGUAGGGAAUGUAACAAAUUCUUUACCUGGUUCUCAAGUCUAAUGAGACAUCAGAGAAUUCAUACUGGAGAGAAACCUUUCAAAUGCAAGGACUGUGACAAAUCUUUUAAUCUGUUCUCAAACCUUAGAACACAUCAAAGAAUUCAUACUGGAGAGAAACCUUUCAAAUGCAAGGAAUGUGACAAAUCCUUUACCCAGUUUUCUCAUCUAAUCACACAUCAGAACAUUCAUACUGGAGAGAAGCCUUUUCAAUGCCAGCAAUGUGAAAAGUCCUUUACGCAAGUCUCACAUCUUAGAACACACCAGAAAAUUCAUACUGGAGAAAAACCUUUCAAGUGUAAGGACUGUGGCAAAUCCUUUACUUUGUUAUCAAAUCUUAGAACACAUGGGAGAAUUCAUACUGGUGAGAAACCCUACAGAUGUAAAGAAUGUGGAAAAUCCUUUUCUCAUUGUUCAUACCUUAGAAUACAUGAGAGAACACAUACUGGAGAGAAACCUUUCAAAUGUAAGGAAUGUGAAAAAUCCUUCUACCAGUUGUCACAUCUUAGAUCCCAUCAGAAAACUCAUACUGGAGAGAAAGCUUUCAAAUGCAAGGAAUGUGAUAAGUUAUUUACCCAUUAUUCAUCAUUGAGAAGACAUCACAUAAUUCACACUGAAGAGAAACCCUACAGCUGUAAAGCAUGUGGUAAAUCCUUUAACAGGUUGUCAAAUCUUCAUACCCAUCAGAAAAUCCAUACUGAAGAGAAAUCAACACAGUAAAUUCUCUCUGAAUUAAGACUGCAUACAGCUAUUUUAAAAAUCAGGAAUAUGGGGGUUGAAGAGAUGGUGUAGUAGUUAAGGCACUUGCCUGCAAAGACUAAGGACCCAGGUUCAAUUGCUCAG